UAUUAAACUCCACAAAGAACAAAGAACAAACUCUGAAUCUCAGUUUUAAUUAUUUUCUCCAUGCAACGUUCAAUUUCCUCAACCAAGAAUGUCUACAGUAAUCUCCUUCACUACCAGAAACCACCAACUGCCGCCAUGAUCACACGUCAGCAGCCACCUUGCGAUGUUUUCAUUAACCAUCGUGGAAUUGACACAAAGAAGAACGUCGCCGGACUUUUGUAUAAUCAUCUCACGAGGUUAAGAUUAAGGCCUUUCUUGGACAGCAAGAAUAUGAAACCAGGCGAUAAAUUGUUCAAUAAAAUUGAUACUGCAAUCAGCGGAUGUAAAGUUGGAGUUGCGGUUUUCUCUCCCCGGUAUUGUCAAUCCUAUUUUUGCUUGCAUGAACUGGCUCGUAUUAUGGAGGCUAAGAAGAAGGUUAUACCUGUUUUUUGUGAUGUUAAACCAUCGGAGCUUAUGAUUAAGGACAACGGGAGGUGCCCAAAACAUGAGCUAGAUAGGUUUCAGUCGGCUCUUGAAGAGGCUAAGUACACCGUCGGCAUAACUUUCGAUUCAUCAGACGGGGACUGGCCGGGAUUUUUAACGACAACGACCGAAGCGAUUCUGGAAAACUUGAUAGAGGUGGAAGAGGAAGAGCAACACCAAAAAUUAAUUUGUGAAGUUAACUGAUAAUGCAAAUACUGACAAAUUAGCCAUGCAUAAAAUGUACAAUUUAAUUUCAUUUAACUUAACUUUCAUAUAACAUAAAUAAAUCUAAUUAAUCAAUUCAUUUAAUUAAUUUAUUUAUUCUUUUUGUAUAUUUACAUAAAAAUACAUUGUAAUGUUAA
This is a messenger RNA of Lactuca sativa (garden lettuce), 824 nucleotides long. RefSeq names its product putative 2' cyclic ADP-D-ribose synthase BdTIR. The record is from RefSeq and is a predicted model, not a curated record. Gene Ontology annotation, biological process: signal transduction. Lineage: Eukaryota; Viridiplantae; Streptophyta; Magnoliopsida; Asterales; Asteraceae.